Amblyraja radiata (thorny skate) is the source of this 9208-nucleotide messenger RNA. RefSeq names its product MAP-kinase activating death domain (gene madd). Bases 275 to 5155 code for a protein of 1626 amino acids. Gene Ontology annotation, biological process: regulation of Rab protein signal transduction; regulation of apoptotic process. Gene Ontology annotation, molecular function: guanyl-nucleotide exchange factor activity. Gene Ontology annotation, cellular component: cytosol. NCBI's taxonomy places the organism in Eukaryota, Metazoa, Chordata, Chondrichthyes, Rajiformes, Rajidae. The transcript has 36 exons. The record is from RefSeq and is a predicted model, not a curated record.
AAUUAAUGUACUCCAUCCAGCAAUACUGUGGCGGCCUGCGGUUAAGGGAAUGAAUUGGGGCCUGAUGAAGGACUCUCCAAAUAACCAGUACAUCCUGUCUUUCAAUGUAUAUUUUGCAAUGAUUCCAAGUCUCCGCCAUAAGAUGUGACUUUUCACAAUCUGAGAUGCAGUGUCUUUUGGAUGAAAUCAGAAGAGAGUUUCUCUCUGAUGUGCUUCCACUAUCGUGAGCUGUGUUCCCGACUUGGUGCAAUGACCUAGGGGAGGCCUGAAGAGGAUGUCUCCAAAGAAGGCAUGCCCACGCUUACUGGACUAUCUGGUCAUUAUUGGUGCCAGGCAGCCGAGCAGCGAAAGUAUUGCUCAGACCCCUCAGCUGUUGCGUCGAUACCCACUGGAGGAUCAUCAUGAGUUUCCCCUGCCACCAGACGUGGUUUUCUUCUGCCAGCCCGAGGGAUGUCUCAGCUUGCGCCAGAAACGCACCAGCUUGCGCGACGACAAUUCUUUUGUCUUCACCCUGACGGACAAGGACAGUGGUGUGGUUCGUUAUGGGGUCUGUGUCAACUUUUACCGCUCCUUCCAGAAGCGAAGCCGGGACAGGUCUGACAGAGGUCAACAACGUCAAAAGGGCAAUGCGAUGGAGACGUCAGAUGACCACGAUAACUCCGACAGUGGCUCCUCCUUGGCUACACAUAGUGCUGAUUCCACCCCUGACAUCAAUCGCUCACCCCGAAUGAAGCGGCAUCUAAAGAGUGGGAAUCGGUCGCGGAACAGCACCCUAACUUCGCUCUGCAUUCUCAGCCACUACCCAUUCUUCUCCACCUUCCGUGAAUGUCUCUAUAUCCUCAAGCGGCUGGUGGACAGUUGCAGUGAGCGCCUGCUCAUUAAGAAGGCAGGAAGUUUGAAAGGCAUUCAACGAGACACCAUGUGGAGACUUUUCACUGGCUCUCUCACAGUGGACGAAAAGUCUAGUGUCAUCCUGCAUGAUGUGAGAGAGAUUGAAUCGUGGAUCUACCGGCUCCUGCACUCGCCUGUACCAGUUCCUGGCCAGAAGAGAGUAGAUGUGGAGAUACUGCCCCGGGACCUCCAGCCAGCCCUCACUUUUGCUCUGCCAGACAUAGCCCGCUUCUCAUUGGUGGAUUUCCCUCUGCAUCUGCCCCUCGAGCUGCUCGGAGUAGAACCCUGCCUGCAAGUACUCAGCUGCAUCUUGUUGGAACACAAGGUGGUGUUGCAGUCCCGUGACUACAAUGCACUCUCCAUGAGUGUGAUGGCUUUUGUUGCAAUGAUCUAUCCUUUGGAAUAUAUGUUUCCAGUUAUUCCCUUGCUCCCCACUUGCAUGGCUUCAGCAGAACAGUUACUUCUAGCUCCGACCCCCUACAUCAUUGGAGUUCCAGCCAGUUUCUUCCUUUAUAAGGCUGAUUUCAAGAUGCCGGAUGAUGUGUGGCUAGUUGAUUUGGAUGCUAACAAGGUUAUUGCCCCAACUAAUGCAGAGCUGUUGCCUCUUAUGCCUGAACCUGAAGCCACUGAGCUAAAGAAGCAUCUGAAGCAGGCACUGGCGAGCAUGAGUUUAAACACUCAGCCAAUCCUCAAUCUGGAAAAGUUCAACGAAGCGCAACAACUGCCUCUGCUGACUGGGCGGGCCCGGGAAGAGCAGACCUCCACUCCAUCCACCGAAUUCAAUCCCCUCAUCUACGGCAAUGAUGUCGACUCUGUGGAUAUCGCCACCCGGGUUGCAAUGGUACGGUUCUUCAAUAGCCCCAACGUGUUGCAGGGUUAUCUGGCUCACACCAGGAUCCUCAGACUCUUCCCUCGGCCUGUUGUUGCAUUCCAAGUAAAUUCCUUCCUGGCCUCCAGACCAAAGUUAUCCAUGUUCACUGAGAAAUUGGCUCGGACUCAGGCCGUGGAAUAUUCCGGAGAAUGGUCGCUGAAUCCCACCAACUACACCUUCCAAAGGAUCCACAACAGUGUAUUUGACCCAGCUCUCAUUGGAGACAAGCCCAAAUGGUAUGCCUAUCAGCUUCAACCCAUUUAUUACCGGGUCUAUGACAGUAACUCGCAGCUCGCCGAGGCUCUCAACAUUCCCAUCGAGAAAGAUGAUGGCUCUGAGCCAACUGAUGACAGUGGGAGUGACAGUGUGGAUUAUGAUGACUCCAGCUCUUCCUACUCCUCCCUGGGUGACUUCGUCAGUGAGAUGAUGAAGUGUGACAUCAAAGGCGACACACCCAAUAUUGAUCCUCUGACCCAUGCUGCCCUUGGUGAUCCCAGUGAGAUAGAGUUCCAGGGAUUUCAGAAAUUCCGGGAAGAUGCAGACGACCAGGGGCUGGACAGUGAAAAUUCUCUGGAGAACAAUCAUCCUCGUUCAAGCUCAAGCACAACAGCAAGCAGCAGCCCCAGCACAGUCAUACAGGGAAUUAAUCAUGAGUCCAUCGACUCUGUGGAGGCUGAUGAAAAAACUCUGACUUUCCACAAUCACAUCGCAGCCACCUCGAUUCAGGCUUUUGCUAAAGUCAGCUUGGAGCAGCGGGAGAAUGAUGGUUUGUCUGAGGGUUUGGGCCAUCAGAAGGACUAUGACAACCCCUACUUUGAGCCUCAGUAUGGCUUCCCUGCUGAGGAAGACGAGGGUGAAGAUGAUCAAGGGGAAAGCUACACCCCCAACUUCGUUCAACCCAUCAAUGGAAACCGGUCCAUGAAGCCGCUUCGUCCCAACAGUUUGAGACUUCCAAGUGAUUCUGAAGUGGAAUCUGAUUCUCGAGCAAGUUCCCCAAACUCCACCAUUUCCAACAACAGCAGCGAGGGCUUUGGAGGAUUUAUGUCAUUUGCCAGUAACAUCUACAAGAACCGUGGCAGCAGCUUCAGCCUCUCUAACCUGGCAUUACCAACCAAAGCAGGGCGAGACAAGAGCACACCGUUCCCCAGCCUCAAAGGUACGAGGCGAGCUCUCGUGGAUCAGAAAUCAUCAGUCAUAAAACACAGCCCGACUGUGAAGAGGGAGUCCCCAUCACCGCAAGGCAGAGCGAACAACAGCAGUGAGAACCAGCAGUUCCUGAAGGAGCUUGUACAGAACGUACUAGACGGGCAAGGUGUUGGAUGGUUAAGCAUGAAGAAGGUACGGCGACUCCUGGAAAAUGAGCAGCUCCGUGUGUUUGUCCUCAGCAAACUCAACAGGACAAUCCAGUCUGAGGAGGAUGCUCGGCUGGAUAUCCUGAAGGAUGUGGAGAUCAGUAAGAAGGUUUAUAGGGGGAUGUUGGACCUACUGAAGUGUUGUGUGGCCAGCCUGGAACACUCAUACAGCAACGCUGGCCUGGGGGGAAUGGCCAGCGUUUUCACCCUACUUGAGAUCGCUCACACUCACUAUUACAACAAAGAGCCGGACAAGAAGAAACGGAGUCCGACAGAGGGAGGCCCCUUUAUUGGUAGGAAGGAGCCCAUGCCCUCAAAGGGAGAUAUGAAGCCCCUCAAUGCACCAGUGACACAUCUACAAGUCCCACCUAAAGCCACCGUCAACAAGGGGCUGGGCGAGUAUGACUCCCGGAGUCUAAAUGAAGAAAACUUUUUGGCUUCAAUCGAGUUGUGGAACAAGCACCAGGAUGUGAGAAAACAAAAAGCUUUGGAAAAACAGAGUACUGAGAGCCCAAAACACUUACCAGACUUCGACCCAGAUGAGAAGAAAUCACAAAUCAGUGCGGAUAGCGGCAUGAGUGUAACAAGCUUGCAGAAGAGUGACAGUGAGUCUAUCACCAGCUCUGAACCGCCUGCACUCACCAGGAGCACCAGCCAAGAAUCGGAAAGCAGCACCGUGGUCAGUAACAGUUCUGGGGAAACUCUGGGAGCGGAUAGUGACUACAGCAGUACUGCUGGUGAAACUAUGCAGGGAAAACACAACUUGGCGACAAAGGUAUCCAGAGGGACUCUUUCUGACAGCGAGAUUGAGACCAAUGCUGACACCAGAUACAUCUUUGGUAAAUCACACAUGCUGGUACCUGGAUUCAAUGCUCCCAAAGGUGGCAUUGUGAGUCCCCAGCCUCCAACCCCACCAGAAGAUAUCAGUCAGAGGGUUUACCUGUUUGAAGGAUUGCUGGGGAGAGACAAGAGUUCAAUGUGGGACCAACUGGAGGAUGCGGCCAUGGAAACAUUAUCUAUGAGUAAGGAACGCUCAGUGCUGUGGGACCAGGUCCAGUUUUGGGAGGACACCUUCCUUGAUGCGGUGAUGUUAGAGAGAGAAGGAAUGGGCAUGGACCAGGGCCCACAAGAAAUGAUCGACAGGUAUGUGUCACUGGGGGAUCACGACCGGAAGCGGCUGGAAGAUGAUGAGGACCGCCUGUUGUCCACGUUACUCUUCAACAUGAUUGUAUACAUGCUGAUGGUCAAGAUGAACAAAAACGACAUCCGGAAGAAGGUGCGGAGGCUGAUGGGUAAAUCGCAUAUUGGUCUGGUUCAUAGCCAGGAGGUGAAUGAGCUGCUGGACCGCCUACCACAGCUGGAGAGCCACGAUCUCCACAUACGACCCUGUGGCAGUCGUCACAUCAAGAAGCAGACCUUUGUGGUGCACGCAGGAACCGACACCAAUGGUGAAAUCUUCUUCAUGGAGGUAUGCGAUGACUGCAUAGUUCUCCGCAGUAACAUUGGGACAGUCUACGAGCGAUGGUGGUAUGAGAAACUCAUCAACAUGACGUACUGUCCCAAAACAAAAGUUCUAUGUCUCUGGAGACGUAACGGGCAGGAGACUCAACUCAACAAAUUCUACACUAAGAAGUGUCGUGAGUUAUACUACUGUGUGAAGGACAGCAUGGAGCGUGCAGCUGCAAGGCAACAGAGCAUCAAACCAGGUCCUGAGCUUGGAGGUGAGUUCCCGGUUCAGGAUAUGAAGACUGGAGAUGGAGGCCUGCUGCAGGUGACCCUGGAAGGGAUCAAUUUGAAGUUCAUGCAGAGCCAGGAGUGGAAGGUUUUCAUUGAACUGAGUCACAUUAAAAAGUGCAAUACAGUCAGAGGAGUCUUUGUCCUGGAAGAAUUUGUUCCACAAACUAACGAAGUGGUGACUCACAAGUACAAGACCCCAAUGGCCCAUGAGAUCUGUUACUCUGUACUGUGUCUGUUCUCCUACAUGGCUGCAGCAAGAGGGAAAGAGAUGGAGAGCAAGAACAAGGUAACCCCAGCACGGUAAGACAUCAGCUUGUCACACCAUCCCAACCGCUGCCCAUCGCUCAACAUCCAGGUCAGCACUCCUGCAGCUCAAAUACACUUGGGUUCAUGGCAAUAACUGCUGCUUAACUUGUACUUGCCCUCCCCAAUCCAACUCCAUUUGCCUACAGCUUGCCCAGUUUAGAACAUUUAAGCACUUGGGCUAAAUGUAAUUACAUGCUAGCUUCUGCAUUGUAACAAUAAACUAUGGGCAAAAUCUUCAAUAUUAGUUCUACACUGGUUUUUAUAACUUUCACUGGAUUCACUGCAAACCUGCCCACCAAGGACCACUCCUAUACUGGAUUCACUUUAAAUCUGACCAUCGAGGACCACUCCUAUACUGGAUUCACAUAAACCUUCGCAUUGAGGGCCAUUCCUACACUGGCAAACCUACAUGAUGAAGACCACUCCUAAAUUGGAUUCACUGCAAACCUACCCAUCAAGAACCACUCCUGUACUGGAUUCAAAGUAAAUCUUCCCGAGGACCACUCCUUCACAGGAUUCACUGCAAGCUUACCCAUCGAAGCCCACUCCUACAUUGAAUUCGCUGCAAAUCUACCCAUCGAGAACCACUCCUAUGCUGAAUUCACUGAUAAGUUACCUAUUGAAUGUCACCCCUACACUGGAUUCAUUACCUGUGCACCCACAGCGGACUUUUUGUUUACUGAAAUCACUGGAUGUUUACCCGCAGAGAACUAGUUCUGCGCAGAAUCCACUCUAUGUUCUCCAAUUGGAACUGCUACACUGGAUUUAUAUUUCACUCGCACAUUUAGGAUUUACUCAGAUAUUUGCAGAUUCAUCCACUGAUCACUUCUGACGACUGCACUGAAAGGAAUCGUGGAUGAGAGUUGCUCGUUUAAACCCUGCUAAUUAAUUGCAACAUCAUCCCAUCACUCAAUUCACUGGAGAGGCGUCUGUUCAAAAGAUUUGUGCACCCUGGAUUUGCCAGCUAAGGAGCAAUCUCGGUUUGGAUUCACUGCGGACUGACCACAGGAGGGAUCCUCCCAAGGCUGCCUACAGUCAGUUUGAAGAAUGUUCCUGUAAUCCCAUUGCUCAGACUGACACAAGUCUGCUAUAUACAAUACAUGAUGACCAACAGAGCCAAGUGGGCAGUCAAGUCCACUCCUCGGUUUCCAGUUGUUUUCGUUGCACUUUUCCUGCAUGCGCCAUGGCGGAGCUCUGUGCCGAUCACACGUGAGACGUGAGGUGCAACCUUGUUUAUAGGCAGGUGAUUUGCACAGUGCAUAGACUAUACAACAUGCACUGUUGCUCUGCGGCCUCCUACUUAGUCUGUACGGUGAAAGUAACUGACCACAUUCAGAUGCUCAUUGAUCCCUUUGUGAUCGUUGGGAUUCAGAGAUGUUUGACCAAGUUGAUUACUUAAAUGCAACUGCCUGUAGGUGACUGGGAGAGGUUGGAGUACUCCAGCACUGACAUCAGACAUGGGCUGCCUUCUCCACCACCGCGCCACCAUUCCAAUCCCAGCCAGACACUUACAGCAUUACCCAUAUCAACUGGGCACUUCCAUAUGCUGCCUCUUGGGUACCAUCUGAAAGGGUCACACUAUCCAGUACCCCACGCUACUCUUAUCUGAUUUCAGACCCAUGACUGACCUUUCCAAAUCUCAAUCCCUACUAUUCAUCCUCGAAUGCAGGAUCAAGGAGAUCUGUAACAACUGUAAGUCCCCUGUUAAACUAGAGGAAGUGUUUUCAGUGCAAAGUUCUCAAUAGCAACUCAGAGGCUAGGGCAAGGGUUCCCAACCUAUUUCGUCCCGUUACCCCUUUAAUAAUACUUAACAAUGUUAUUUCACUUAUUUAUGAACAACUAAUGAUGAACAGAUACCGGUAUACCAGAACCAAACACAGUCAGUCAAUGAGAAAAAAAUAUGUACAAAUCCAGAAUCAACAAAUUUACCCCCUCGGUAGGUGAAAUUUACCCCAGGUUGGGAUCCCUUGAGCUAGGGUAAGAGUCAUUGUCUUUCUGUGCAUAGUGAGCGGCAUAAACAUCUCCAGACAAAAUGAUCCACCCAGAAGAAUUAUUUCCUCUCUAUUCACAGUAAUACAAAGGUCCCUUCUCUGUAUGCAGAGUAACAGAGGAAUAAUCCUCUCUCAUUUAGCAACAGUACACACAAUGAAUUGCAGAUGCUGGAAUUUUGAGUACUUGAGAGUAAUCUGUCCAUAAAUGUGAGCAAAGCCUCUGUCCUUACCCCUCCCCCACCCCCUCGUGCCCAGUGACAUCUAGUCAGUACCCAGAAUGAAAGGAGGGGCCCUCAUGGAACCAAUGAAAGAGGAAUACUCCUCCUGGUAUUGAGUAUGACAAAUAAUUAGACCUGUGCCCCGAGGACAGAGGGAUAAUUACGUCUAUGUAUUCUGGAGAGGAAUAAUGCACUAUAUACCCACCUCCCAAGGCGUGAUCCUCAUCCAACACAGUGAGAGAAGAAUAACUCCAUCCCUAUCACCAGACAGUGAAGCACCCUGUGCUCGGUGUAAAUGAAGGUGAAUCUAUUUCUCUCCAAGGAUGUUGUGUGAACAGCUGAGUGUUUCUGGCAUUUUCAGCUUUUCUUUCAGGUUGCCUUUAGCUGGAGAGAUAUUCCUGUCCCCAUAGAGCGCCGAGGAAGAACGCACUUCAAGCACACUUAGAACGUACUCCCACUGUGCACAGAAUAAUUCCCAUGCAAUGGGUGAAGGGGGAAAACCUCUCAAUAACCAGAGAGAGACCAUAAGACCUAGGAUCAGAAUUGGGACAUUCAGCCCAUCGAGUCUACGCUGCCAUUCAAUUACAGCUGAUCUAAUUUUCAUUUUCGACCCCAUUCUCCUGCCUUCUCCCCAUAACUUUUGACAUCCUUACUAUUCAAGAAUCUACCAAUCUCUGCUUUAAAGAUAUCUAAUGACAGCCUCCAUUCUGAAGGUACAUCCAUUUUUUUGUGAGGCUGUGCCUUCAGCUUCAAGGCUCUCCCAUUACUGGAAACAUCCUUUCCACAUCCACUCUAUCUAGGCCUUUUAUUGUCCGGUAAGUUUCAAUGAGAUCCUCCCUCAUCCUUCUAAACUCCAGUGAGUGCAGGCCCUGGGCUUUCAAAUGCUCCUCAAAUGCAACACAAUCAUCCCCAGGAUCAUUCUUGUAAACCCCCUCGGGACCCUCUUCAAACCCAGCAGAUCCUUCCUCAGAUAUGAGGUCCAUAACUGCUCACGAUAUAUCCAAAUGUGGCACCUGAUAAAGCCACAGCAUUACACCUUGCUUGUAUAUUCUAGUCCCCGUGAAAUGAAUAUUAGCAUUGCAUUUUCCUUCCUUGCCUGUACUCAACCUGUAAAUUAAUCUUUAGGCAAUCCUGCACCAGCACUCUCGUCCCUUUGCACCUCUGAAUUCUGAAUCAGCUCCGCAUUUGUAAAGUAGUCUAUGCCUUUAUUCCUGUUACCAAAGUAUAUGACCCUGCACUUUGCUACGCUGUAUUCCAUUUGCCAAUUCUUUGUCCACUCUCCAAACUUAUCUUAGACCUGCAGCCGCAAACUUGGCCACAAAGCCAUCAAUUCCUUCAUCCAGAUCCAUUAAAAUAUGAUGUGAAAAGUAGCGGGUCCAACCAACCCCUGCGAAACACCACAGGUCACCGGCAGUCGUGCAGAAAAGGCCCUCUUUAUUCCCACUCUUUGCUCUGACUUGCUUAUUUCUCAGUAAUACCUUCCUAAUACACUUGAUUUCUCCUCAUCCUCAUCCUGUUGACCUCUCCUCAUCCACCUACUACAUGAGACGGGAGGUGAAGCAGGCAGUGUAUGUUUUAAGCACUGACUGCAGGCAGUGUGUCGAAGGUCAGGAUUUUAUGCUUGAUGUGAAGAUGGAACUUACAGCUUUUCUCCUUUUUGUCAUGUGUGUUUUAUGUUAGAUAUUCUGAUCUAGUUUGGCCAGCAGGGAUGGUAUUCUUUGUGUUUGUUGCUUACUGUUAUAGGAUUGGGAUUUCUGGUGUAAAUAAUUCAGUAUUACAUGUAUUUAUAGCACUGUACAGUAUCUUGAAUGUUGCAAUAAAACCAGUCCAUGUGUCUCUGUC